AUGGAAGAUGAAGAGGUAAAUCUAAUGGAGAACAAGGAAGAUGAUGUAGAGCAAUCUUUGUUUCUUGCACUUAAGGAGGACUCUAUUAGAAAAGCAAACACAUGGUACCUUGAUAAUAGAGCUAGCAAUCAUAUGACGUGUGACAAAAGUAAAUCUGUGGAGCUUGAUACAAACAAGAAAGGUUUUGUAAGCUUUGGAGACAACACAAAGUUGAAGAUUGAAGGCAACGGUACAAUUCUUCUUGAAACAAAGAAUGGUGGUCAUAAAGAUGUUCUUAUUGGACUUGAAGAAUUGUGGACUUAUGUGCUUGAAGAAUUAUAUCCAGGAUCCAUCAUGGAUUUGGUAUAUGAGCAAAAAUCUGAGGUAUUUGAUACAUUCACAAAGUUCAAAGCUUUUGUUGAAAAAGUAAGUAGAUAUCAAAUUCAAGCAUUAAGAACUGAUAGGGAUGGUGAAUUUACAUAUAAUGAAUUUAACAACUUUUGUGAGUUGCAUGGAAUUCGUCGUCUUUUGACAGUUCCAAGAUCACCCCAGCAAAAUAGAAUUGCUGAAAGGAAGAACAUGACAAUACUUAAUAUGACAAUGAAUGAUGAACCUUUGAGCUUUGAAGAAGCAAAAGAGGAUGAGAAAUGGAGAGGAGCCAUGGAAGAAGAAAUGCAAGCAUUGUGA
Messenger RNA from Zingiber officinale, 666 nucleotides. RefSeq lists its product as uncharacterized. The coding region runs from base 1 to 666 and encodes 221 amino acids. The transcript has 4 exons. NCBI's taxonomy places the organism in Eukaryota, Viridiplantae, Streptophyta, Magnoliopsida, Zingiberales, Zingiberaceae. Gene Ontology annotation, molecular function: nucleic acid binding. The record is from RefSeq and is a predicted model, not a curated record. Gene Ontology annotation, biological process: DNA integration.